UAAAAGUAAAGAAAAAACUUAAAAAAAAAAUGAGAAGGUGUGUCCAAACUUUUGACUGGUACUGUAUGUAUACAGUAUGAAGUGCUUGUAGGUGUCUGAUCCCUCCAGACCAUCUACCAGUUCCAUAAGUAGCCUUAUAUAAAACUACCACCAUAUAUGUAUACAGUAUGAAGCGCUUGUAGGUGUCUGAUCCCUCCAGACCAUCUACACGAGUUUGUUCCCUUCUACCUGACUUAGGGUUAGUCCACAGUGACAGAUGUAUGUGGUCAUCAGCUUCAGGGCAACGCCUUUAUCCCAUAAUCCUUUUCAGUGGAUUCCUUCUGGGCGUUGUGCCCCCACAGAGCAGUUCUUUUGCAGUCUGAGCAGAUGAAGGCGGAUUAAGCAAGACAUCGAAGUACCCCCUUACCAAACUACACUCCCCCCCAGAAUUCUGAACUGAAAGGUGUCAAAUGGGUGUUCCUGGGGACCUAUGGAAGGUGCUGGUGCUCUGGGGACUACUGGAACACUGGCCUUUCUGUUCAUCUCAGGGUCGACACACACUGCCGGUCUUGUGGAUUAUGCCCUUCACAGAUGAUCCUGGGUGUGGCAAUAUCACGGAGGCAACACUGCCAGCUGUCCACCUGGCCCAGCAGCACCUGAGGAAGCAACCCGCUCCACUAUGCAACUAUGAGCUGGAGAUUCACCUCGUAAACUCACAGUGUGACAAUGCUAAAGGCUUGAAAGCUUUCUUUGAUGCCAUAUGCCAUGGUCCAAAAUACUUCAUAAUCUUUGGAGGCGUUUGUCCAUCUGUGACAUCCAUCAUUGCUGAAUCUCUUCAGGGCUGGAAUCUUGUGCAGCUGUCCUUUGCUGUGACGGCAGCUGCAUUUGAGGAAAAGGGAAGGUACCCACAUUUCUUCCGAAUGGUCCCAUCAGAUAAUGCACUUCAUCCAGCUGUGAUUCAAUUUGUCAGACACUAUAACUGGAAUCGUGUAGGUAUACUGACUCAGGAUGGCCAGGGAUUUACUGAGGUGCAGAGAGAUCUAAGGAAGGGGCUGUUGUGGGCGCAGAUUCAGAUUGCAGCCACACAAAGCUUCAUCUAUGACCCCUCUGCCAGCUUGAGAAUGCUGAAGGAAAAAGAUGUGAGGAUCAUUAUUGGGCUGUUUAAAGAAAGCACAGCAGCUAGAAUCUUCUGUGGUGCUUACCAUCUGGGCAUGUUCAGCAGCAGGUAUCAGUGGAUAAUCCCUCGGUGGAACCAGAGGGACUGGUGGGUUAAUAGAGGCACAGUGAACUGCUCUUCGUUGAGUCUCCUUAAAGCCGUGGAGGGGUCCAUCAGUGUGGACUUUGAGCCUCUUAGUUCGAAGCAGACCAGGGGCAUUUCUGGAAUGACACCACAGGAGUAUCAGAGAGAAUAUGAUAUGCUUUGUGUUGGGAAAGGAGUCACGUCCAGCAGGUUUCAUGGUUUUGCCUAUGAUGGCAUCUGGGUUAUCACGAAAGCACUAGUGCGAGUGCUGGAGGCUGUGACACACAAUGACAAGUACAGUAAGCACCGCAACUACACAGUCAGUGACGAAGAGCUGUCUCAGAUGCUCAUUCAGGCCAUGAGUGAAACCACCUUUUUGGGCGUCACUGGCCAAGUGAUGUUUAGAAAUGGAGAGAGAAUGGGGAUCAUCAGAUUUACCCAGCUUCAAGAUGGCAGGGAAAUACAGGUUGGUGAAUACAACACAAUUGAGGACAGGCUGGAGCUUAGCAAGAACAUGCGGUUCACAGCAACAGGCCCCCCAAGGGAUAGGACUUUGGUGCUUCGUCAGAGAAGACAGAUAAACAUUGUGGUCUAUAGCAUACUGUCAGCUGUCACCAUAUUAGCCGUGCUAAUGGCCAGUUCUUUCCUGUUCUUCAACAUGAAACACCGGCAUCAUCGGGUCAUCAAAAUGUCCAGUCCAUUCAUAAACAACCUAAUAAUCUUGGGUGGAAUGCUCUCCUGCUCCUUCAUCAUCCUGUUGGGUCUCGAUGGGUCAUUAAUCUCAGAUGGAUCAUUUGAAACACUAUGCACAAUUCGCCCAUGGAUUCUAACCAUUGGGUACACCAUGGCAUUUGGUGCCAUGUUUGCCAAGACAUGGAGAGUACAUGCCAUUUUUAAAAAUGUGCAGCUGAAGAAAAAGGUCCUAAAAGAUCUCCGCUUGCUUGUGGUGGUUGGUGGAAUGCUUCUGAUUGAUGUGAGCAUUUUAACCUGCUGGCAUAUCAUCGACCCCCUGAGGAGGACAGUUGAAGAAUACAGAACAGAGCCUGACUCCAAUGGGAAUGAUAUUGCCCUUCAUACAUUCGUGGAGCGCUGUGAGAGUGCACACAUGAGCACCUGGCUGGCCAUUGUGUGUUCUUACAAGGGCGUUCUCAUGGUCUUGGGCUGUUUCCUGUCCUGGGAGACCCAGCAUGUCAGUAUUGCGGUCCUGAACGACAGCCGAUACAUUGGGUGGAGUGUGUACAAUGUGGGCAUCAUGAGUCUGAUUGGAGCACCUGCCUCCUUCCUCACAAGAGAGCUCCCCAAUGUGCAGUUCUGUGUCGUAGCCCUGGCCAUCAUCAUUGCCACUACUGGGACACUAUGUCUGCUUUUCAUGCCAAAGCUCCUCCUCCUGAACGCUGAGUCAGUGAGUCAGUUCCCUGGCUUUCCAUUCUGCCAGAGGAAGAUGGAGGCGGAGCCGUGGAGAUGUAGCUCCGCCCCCAACACCUCUGGCCUGGAGGAGCUACACAACUACAACCAGCUGCUCAGGAAACGUCUUCUGGAGCUUGACAGUGAGCUUGAGGAGAUCAACAUGCAACUUGGCAACAUACCAGUUCCUUGCAACCUGCUGGAAUCCAGUGCAGAAUAUGUUGUCAUCACCCAUGCAGAUGUAUCAGCAGGCAAAUGCAGUACCCUUCCUGAAGCCACCAAGACAGAUGAUGAUCACCUGAGAGACAUUAACUCACCAGAACGCAUCCAGCGCAGGCUAUCUGUGCAGCUGCCCAUCCUUCACCAUGCGUACCUCCUGUCCAUCGGAGGAGUGAAUGCCAGCCUCACCAGCCCCACUACGCCACUGGGCAGUCCUGCUGCCAGCCCCUAACACAGAUCACAAGUGUCUGGGCGCCACUGGGCAGUCCUGCUGCCAGCCCCUAACACAGAUCACAAGUGUCUGGGCGCCACUGGGCAGUCCUGCUGCCAGCCCCUAACACAGAUCACAAGUGUCUGGGCAUUAUUGCAACCUUGAGC
This is a messenger RNA of Clupea harengus (Atlantic herring), 3220 nucleotides long. RefSeq names its product gamma-aminobutyric acid type B receptor subunit 2-like. Bases 450 to 3074 code for a protein of 874 amino acids. Gene Ontology annotation, molecular function: G protein-coupled GABA receptor activity. Gene Ontology annotation, biological process: gamma-aminobutyric acid signaling pathway; G protein-coupled receptor signaling pathway. Gene Ontology annotation, cellular component: membrane; G protein-coupled receptor heterodimeric complex. The transcript is spliced from 19 exons. The record is from RefSeq and is a predicted model, not a curated record. NCBI's taxonomy places the organism in Eukaryota, Metazoa, Chordata, Actinopteri, Clupeiformes, Clupeidae.